AUGACUCCGCCAAAGGCUUUCGACUUUUCAGGUGAUGUGGCUCUGGUCACUGGCGCAGGGUCGCGCAUGGAUGGGGAGAUUGGCAACGGCCGUGCUGCCGCUAUUCUUUUAGCUCGCCAGGGAGCUAAGGUUGCUUUGGUUGAUUUCAACGUUGACUGGGCCAAGGAGACGAAACGAAUGAUUGAUGAAGAGGGCGGAGUGUCAGAAGUCAUUCAGGCUGAUGUCACAGACGAGGCCUCUUGCCAGAACGCUGUGAACAAGACAGUUGAGCUCUUUGGUGGACUCCAUAUCCUUGUCAAUAUUGUUGGUGUUGGUGGCGCUAUCGGAGACGCAACCAAGAUCAACAUGGAAGCAUGGGAAAGAGACUUCCGCAUCAAUGUUACAAGCAUGGUUCUCAUGAGUCGAUACGCAAUUCCCGAGAUGCGCAAAGCCGGGCGCGGUUCCAUCGUGAACAUGUCCUCCGUUAGCGGACUCCUUGGUGGCAACCCAAGUCUGAUUUAUCCUACUACAAAGGGCGCCAUCAUCCAGAUGACUCGCGCAAUGGCAGCUCAUCAUGGACAAGAAAACAUUCGAGUUAACUGUGUGGCGCCUGGCAUGGUUUAUACACCCAUGACACGUGGGCGAGGCAUGACAGAUGAAAUGAGGCAAGCCAGAAUCAACCAAAACUUGAUGAAGAAAGAAGGCACUGGUUGGGAUGUUGGCUAUGUCUUGGCAGCUAUUCUGUUUCUCUCCAGCAAAGAAGCAGGUUGGAUCACUGGCUUAAUCAUGCCUGUUGAUGGUGGUACGACUGCCGGUAAGGCUGAUAGGCCCGCUUUGAAGGCAGAUGAUUUGGCAGCGAAGAACACGAGUAUUUCGAACUAG
This is a messenger RNA of Clonostachys byssicola, 861 nucleotides long. NCBI's taxonomy places the organism in Eukaryota, Fungi, Ascomycota, Sordariomycetes, Hypocreales, Bionectriaceae. The record is from the annotation of a GenBank genome assembly.